Molecule: messenger RNA, 1909 nt
Organism: Phyllotreta striolata
Lineage: Eukaryota; Metazoa; Arthropoda; Insecta; Coleoptera; Chrysomelidae
Source: the annotation of a GenBank genome assembly
GAAAAUGUCAAGAAACUCGUCGAAAGGUCGAAGUGACGGCGAUCCGGCGGAUUCUUAUUAUACCGACUAUCCCGAUGUAAAAACCAACGAUUGCCUUUCCUACAGAAAUAUCGAAGGCGGCCCGUACGGUGACAUUCCGCCCGAGCCGAACGAGCGAGGCUUUUACAGGGACUACGUGGUCUUUAUGUUAGAGGAGGACGGCGACUACUCGAGAGAAAAUUCUGACGAAAACGACGAGAAAGAGCUGUACAAUUUGCGCAACGAGUACAUCCAAAAGUUGAACAUUGUUCGGAGAAGAUUGAAUUUGGCAGAGAUCGCCAAUGACGGCGACAAGUAUUUCCAAUCGGCUUACCAAAGGAAAUGCACCAUCACCGAAAUUGUUGAAGACGAUGAACAAAAACCAGAACAUACUAGCGAGCAGCAUUGUUCAUCGAAAACCCAAGAGCUCCCGCAGGCCCGUCCGCGAAGCUCGCCGAGCAGCACCGAAAUCCAAACCAUCUACCCCUUCUCGCUGCGCUACACGAAAAUCGAGGAGGCCGACUCGCUCUCCAACAUCCUCGACAUGGAGUACAAUCCCCCCAAGAAGAAAUCAUGCUACAGGCUGAAAACGCCCAAGAUGCCCUCCGCCUCGGAGAGCAACAUUCCCUACCGCACGAAAAUCAGCCUGCACGACGGCCUGUUCAAGAGCCCGUCGGAGAAGCGGCCGGAGAAACGGCCCGAAUUCGACAUGGAAAUGAUCGAAAAGUUCACCGUCACGAGGGAGAUUCAAUGCGAAUUGGGCUCCAACUCGGACGGAUCUACCAGAGUCAACGAAUCGCCUGGAAGGGGAGAAAGCGCGAGGAUCGAAUCCGAAUACGAGUCUUCCUCUUGCCUUUCAGCGGAGAGCGGUCGAGCAGAGAAAUCUACUGGAAGAAAGUAUGCGAUAGAAUCAUCUUCGGCGGGAUAUUCGAAGAGUGGAUCUUCACCUAAAAACAACCCAAAAGAGAUCGAUAAAGAAUCAGAUAACAGCAAAUAUAUGAAGGAUAUAACGCAGUAUGAAGCAUACAACAACCAAUGUAAAAGAGAAACUGAAUAUGUAGCUAAUGAGAAAUAUACAACAAUCAAACCUCUUUCCGCGAACAUCACAAGCGACCUAUCAUCAGCAAAGCAAUGCAUUAGAGAGAUGUCUGAGCUACAAACCCGUCUGGCCGGAUUGGAAAACACCUGCAGAAACUACAACCUAUUUCCCCAAGUCAUCGUUAAAUACGAGUCAUCCAAACAUGCUAUAGCCUCGUCCCGUUACACUCCGACUUCGUCCAGCGCCGGAGACUGCAACUCAAAGGAUAACGUGAACCACCCCAAUUUCGUCGCGGAGGACUCCUCCUCGCGGGGCGGCUACGAAAUGAUCACCACCAGCACGACCAUACUGGACGAUCCGCCGCCGAGGGCGAAGAAGAAAGAGGCCUGUAAGCGCAGGAAAUUCGCCCAGUUGAAGCGACCGCGGCCGGUGAACUCCAAGCACUUGGGCGACGGCGGCGCGGGGGACGUGAAUCGAAGGGAGGAGUACAAGGGGAACGUGGUGGCGCAGUACGCGAAAUACAGGGAAGAAAGGAGACGUUCGAAGUCGAGACCGGCGGAGGAAAUUGCCGCCCCCGCGCACUUGAGAUCGUCUGUUGUGGUGGAUAAUCUUCGGAGGAGUUGGAAUGCGGACGGGAAUUUUUACUAUUUUAAUUCUUCUUCGUGCGGCUCUUCGUCCCGGCCCGGUCCCUCGUCUUCUACGGACGCGAAGAGGGACAAUGGCGGGGCGAAAUGGACAGGAUCGCUUUUCUCCUGUUUUCGAUCGCUUUUGUCGUGUUUUAGAAGGAAAAAGACUGUGGAAGAGUAAAAGUGAUGUACGGUGUAAUUUUUUUGUAGAGAUUAAGAUUUAAAC